CUCGAUGCUAUACCGCUAUAGAGCAAGCCCUUCUUGUCACGGACGAUUGGGUGCAAGCCUGUGGCUGUGCGACAGAUAAACAGCUUGCUACGCGACGGUUGGCUACAUUACACUGCCUUUCCGUAGGCAACGGGCAGACAUGCAAUCAAUUUCAAAAGAGAUGCUGUCGUCAUGGAAGAGACUUCAGACAUAUGCCCAGAUAGCAUCAGGAUCACUUCUCCCGCAAUUGCCAAAAAACAUGCUCAUCGAGACAUGGCGCAGUCGACGCUAGUGAUCUUCAACCACACAGGCGCAGCACAGCGUGCGCAUGUUUCGAUCCUUGCCAAUGCGCGAUCGAAGGCUUGCAGAUACUCUUUGCCACUGUCUGUCGUUGGUCGGCCCAUCGUUCCUGCUGCUCGCAACACAUUGACGCAACUUCGUCAACAACCAACAUCUGGCAGCUACAAGUAUCACCGAGCGCUUACUGUACACUGCAUACUUUGCUCAGCAUGCAGUAGAAGUCAGCCCUACCAGGUCACAUAUACACACCAUCCAGCAGUUGCUUGCAGACGCACUCCGUUCUCACGGCGUGUCAGACGCCCGAGGGACGUUGGUUUCUUUAGCGCCUGCGCCACAAACGCCUCGUGAACAGCAUCGCGAUCAAAGACACCUUCCGACCUCUUGGCUCCUCUCUGCUCACCGAAAGCCUGUCGCGACGAUACCAUCCUCGCUUUUGAGGC
Macroventuria anomochaeta is the source of this 719-nucleotide messenger RNA. RefSeq lists its product as uncharacterized. The coding region runs from base 172 to 627 and encodes 151 amino acids. NCBI's taxonomy places the organism in Eukaryota, Fungi, Ascomycota, Dothideomycetes, Pleosporales, Didymellaceae. The record is from RefSeq and is a predicted model, not a curated record. The transcript has a single exon.